This is a messenger RNA of Daucus carota subsp. sativus, 482 nucleotides long. RefSeq lists its product as uncharacterized. Bases 139 to 426 code for a protein of 95 amino acids. NCBI's taxonomy places the organism in Eukaryota, Viridiplantae, Streptophyta, Magnoliopsida, Apiales, Apiaceae. The transcript has 2 exons. The record is from RefSeq and is a predicted model, not a curated record. Gene Ontology annotation, molecular function: acylphosphatase activity.
GAAAGAGUCAGCAGAAAGAGAGAUCUAUCCUCCAAAUAUAGCGCAAGUGCACGAGGCCACCCAAACAUUCAUUUCCCAUUUCUCUUGCUCAACAAAUUUCCCCUGUAUCGUUUCCUCCGUUUCAUUCUCAACUCCACCAUGUCCGACCAGCUCAAAAUGGUAAGGGUUGAAAUAAAAGGAGUGGUGCAAGGGGUGUGUUACCGAGACUGGACGGUAGAGAAUGCAAGUAAACUAGGAUUAAACGGUUGGGUUCGUAAUCGUACGGACGGUUCUGUUGAAGCUGUUUUUUCUGGGAGUGUUGAUAAGGUUGAGGAUAUGGAACAACGUUGUCGAAGUGGGCCUAGUGGAGCUAUGGUCACGAGUCUCGGUUCGUUUCCUUGCUAUGAAGAUCCUGGCUCUGGCUUUCAGCGUAGACCUACUGUUUGAUCUGUUUUCGUUUUAUCUCUGUCUUGUGUAAUGCACUCAGUAAUUGUUUCUUUUAA